This is a messenger RNA of Sodiomyces alkalinus F11, 2619 nucleotides long. Its product is annotated as prolyl oligopeptidase-like protein. Gene Ontology annotation, molecular function: protein binding. The record is from RefSeq and is a predicted model, not a curated record. Gene Ontology annotation, biological process: negative regulation of transcription by RNA polymerase II. The transcript has 2 exons. Gene Ontology annotation, cellular component: nucleus; transcription repressor complex. NCBI's taxonomy places the organism in Eukaryota, Fungi, Ascomycota, Sordariomycetes, Glomerellales, Plectosphaerellaceae. The coding region runs from base 95 to 2554 and encodes 819 amino acids.
CUAUUAAGAGCUGGCGGGCACGGCUAUUCAGAGGUGGCACGCGAUCGACAUCCUCAGAACUCUCCCACCAGGUCUUGAUUCCCUGUACAGGCGAAUGAUGGAACAUGUUUGCGAUUCGAAGGAUGCAGAGCUGUGCAAACAGAUCCUGGCCGUUGUCUCAGUCAUAUACCGCCCUAUCUCUUUGGAGGAGCUGACAUCUACAAUUGAGUCUCUAGCCCGCUUCGAUAGCGACCCUGCAGCCUUGGAAACUGUCAUCGGAUCUUGCGGCUCUUUUCUAACUCUCCGAGAGGGAACUAUAUACUUUAUACACCAAUCAGCGAAGGAUUUCCUGUUGAACGACGCUCACAGCCAAAUCCUCCCUUCUGGUAUCGCGCACCAGCACCAUGCUAUUUUCUCAAGAUCACUUGAAGUCCUAUCCAGGACACUUCGACGCGACGUCUACGAGUUGAGCGCCCCAGGAUUCCUCAUCGACAACGUCUCCCCGCCCGAUCCAGAUCCAUUAGCGCCUGUACGAUAUUUUUGUAUACACUGGGUCGAUCAUCUUCGCGACUUAAAUCAUGCAGAAGGAGUCGCACAGAAGCAACUCCAAGACGAUGGCCCUGUUCAUACCUUCCUUCUACGCAACUAUCUUUACUGGCUGGAGGCCCUUAGUCUACUACGCAGCAUCCCACAAGCCGUGCUGGCAAUGCAGAAGCUUGAGCCCUUAGUGGGGGGUUCAGGGAAUGGACAACUAGCAGACCUGCUUCAAGACGCUAGACGAUUUGUCCUGUCUUGCAAAGGAGCUCUGGAGAUUGCUCCGCUACAAGUUUAUGCAUCAGCGCUCACUUUCUGUCCUACCCGGAGCUUAGUAGGAAGACUGUUUAGAGACGAAGCACCAAACUGGAUCAUUUCAGCACCGGAUAUAGAAGCGGAUUGGAUCACAUGCCUGCAGACGCUCGAGGGUCACGGUGACACUGUCAAAUCGGUGACCUUCUCAUCCGAUGGCCAGUUGCUCGCGUCAGCGUCCAACGACAGGACGAUCAAGGUUUGGAAUGCUACCACGGGUGCUUGCAUGCAGACGCUCGAGGGCCACAGCGACUGGGUUAUGUCGAUAGCCUUUUCGGGGGACGGCCGGUGGCUCGCCUCAGCUUCCCGGGACGAGACCGUUAAGGUCUGGGAUGUGGCAACAAGUGCCUGCGUGCAAGCACUCGAGGGCCAUAGUGACUGGGUUUCUUCGAUAGCCUUUUCGGCGGACGGCAAACGACUUGCUUCGGGGUCCCGCGACAGAACUAUUAACAUCUGGGACGCAGCAACGGGCGCCUGCAUACAGACACUGAAGGGCCACGUCCGUUCGGUCACGUUACUGGCCUUUUUUGCGAACGAUCAACAACUCGCUUCAGGGUCAAUGGACAAAACGGUCAAAGUGUGGAACGUGGCGAUAGGUGCUUGUAUAAAGACUCUCGAAGGCCAUGGCGACUGGACCACUAGUAUGGCCUUCUCGAUGGACGGCCAGUGGCUCGUAUCAGGGUCUGAGAACGAUGCGACGGCUAAGAUCUGGAAUGCUACGACGGGGACUUGCAUACAGGCGCUACAGGGCCACAACAGCCAUGUUGCAUCAGUAACCUUCUCGGCGGAUGGCCAGCGGGUCGCCUCGGGAUCUGGCGAUGGCACUAUUAAGAUCUGGGACACGGCAAAGGGCGCCUGUAUGCAAACUUUAAAAGGCCACCGUGAAUGGGCACUCUCGGUGACUUUCUCGCCCGACGGCCGGCGACUAGCUUCAGGGUUCGGUGAUAAGACCGUCAAGUUCUGGGACGUGGCAACGGACGCCUGCGCGCAGACGCUCGAGUUUCACAAUGGGGGGAUCACGUCAGUAGCUUUCUCAGAGGACGGCCAGUGGCUCGCAUCAGGGGCCGAAUCCGAUGGGACCGUCAAGGUUUGGGAUACGGCGACAAGCGCCUGCGUACAAACGCUGCAAGGCCAUCAAAGCUCAGUCAAAUCAGUAUGCUUCUCGGCAGACGGCCAACGUCUUAUCUCAGGGUCCGGCGAUAGGACGGCGAAGGUCUGGGACGUGGCGACAGGUACCUGUGUGCAGACGCUUGAAGGGCAUACCGACUGGGUCACAGCGGUAGCUUUCUUAAGAGAUGGUGCACGGCUCAUCUCAAUGUCCGACGAUGGGAGGCCCGAGUCCAGGACCUGGGUGGUCAAGGUCUGGAACGCAGAAACGGGCGCGUGCGUGCGGACGCUCGAGGGGAAUAGUGGCUCGGUCGCUCGCCCUUCCUUUGUUACGAGGCCUAACACGCGUCUCUCUGCCGAUAGGGACGUCCAAGUUCUAGAUCUGUUCGAUACGGAGACGCAGCCUCAAAAGAUCUCAGGGAUCUCUACAGUGCCUCAUGAUCACGGCUAUAGAAUCAGUCCCGAUGGAGUCUGGAUCGUAAAACAUGACCAGAGAAUGCUUUGGUUGCCCUCAGAGUAUCGGCCGUUGACUUCAGCCAUUUACAAGUCAACAAUCGCCCUUGGAUGUUCCUCAGGGCGGGUACUGAUCAUACAGUUUUCGACAGAAGCAUUUGAGAGAUAGACUGCUCGCCUAUAAAUACUCUUAUAACAAGGACGAUUGGGUCUGUGACUUCUUAAUAACUCCCU